Messenger RNA from Dicrocoelium dendriticum, 1182 nucleotides. Lineage: Eukaryota; Metazoa; Platyhelminthes; Trematoda; Plagiorchiida; Dicrocoeliidae. The record is from the annotation of a GenBank genome assembly.
AUGGCGAGUAUUGUGCUAUUGCCUACCAUGCUUUUCGCCCUUAUUUUUGGCAUCGUUCUCAUGACCAGAUUGAAACACGGAUUGAAAUGGUAUGCAAACCAAAAGAUGCAUGCCAUUGUGAAUUGUGCUGUCGAUUUGUGGUUCUACAUUUGCAUCGGGACACUGCAACUGGUUAUGUGUCGCGGUUUGCCUUGGUUAGGCUUCUCUGGAGUCUGUGUGCAUCAACACGGUGAUGUUGAAUGUAAAACCAUCAGAUUUCUCAGAUCUACGGCUACCAGUAGCUUAACCACGUUCCUUUUACUAACCACACUUAAUCGAACUCUCAUUGUUCACUACUGCGGUCAGUUUCCACCAUCAGCCUCGAAAACUAUGACGUUUAUUUGCAUUUUGAUUUCGGUCAUACUCGCUAUCCCUGAUUUAGCGGUGAUGGGCCUAUGGCGGUUAGAUGGCCGAUUAUUUUGUGGCACGGAAGCUAAUCUACCGAGAUUGGUAAUACUCGCAGUCGAAUUGCACAGGUUCCUCUUGGUUGACGGUUUCUUUCAAUGCAUUUUGACAACCGUUGUCUUGAUUCUUCUGUGCAAAAGCGUUCGACGUCUGGACAAUACCAUCAACCUCCUGUAUGCCUCGUCCGCAACGAAAGAGAAUAUCUCCGAGGUUGCUUUCGAAAUUUGUGAGGUGUUGCGAAACAUACGUCGCGGAAGUCGGUUUGUGUUGCGAAGAUCAAGUAUCCUAUCCGCGCUAUUCGCCGUGCGGGCAUUGCUCGGAGGCAUUGUCAGCAUGGAAUUGUAUUACUUUCAAAGGGCAAAGCGAACACAAGCGCGUUUAAUAUUGUACACCCUCCUGGGAAUACAGGAUAUCGUCAGUGUCACUAUACUCAUAGUCACCUCGUUCGAUUAUUGGUUCUUUUACUAUCACUACCCUACAGUACGCAGUUCAAAUGACACCAAUGCAAAUGGGGAAUGGAAUAACCACAAGUACAUUAUGCCGCCUUACCCCGAUCCGCAUAGCAUACUUGAUCGAUGGAAACAUCUUUUGGAGUUUGUGAAAAAGUUUGAUCUUGGAUUAUAUCAUCAGUUGGUCUCGUUACGUGUUAUGAUCGAAGAGGUGGCCGCACAGCGAUUGAAUCGGUACACACAAAGAUUGAACGAGUUUUGCAAGGCCUUUUAUCAUCUGCCUUCAUAA